This is a messenger RNA of Dovyalis caffra, 327 nucleotides long. Lineage: Eukaryota; Viridiplantae; Streptophyta; Magnoliopsida; Malpighiales; Salicaceae. The record is from the annotation of a GenBank genome assembly.
GUGGAUCCUAUGAAAGAGGAACAUCGAAACAUUAACAAGAGGGUUCAACACUUCAAAAGGCCUCCGCUACCUUUUCUUAUUCCUCCAGUGAGAAGCCUUCAAAGUCCGGAAUGGUUGCUCGUAAAGGUUGAGCACUGGCUCGGCUUGGACUCUUUCCACUUCGAAGAAGAGGAAGAAGAAGGUAGGAGCUCCGGCCUAGAAAAAGUACCUCUAAUGGUAGGGCCUAUCGAACCGUGGCGUCUAGAGGAAUCAAUAAUAGUCUUUUCGCAGGUCUAUGCAAUGGCUCAAUUUGUCCCUCUAAAGAUGAAUUCUCCGAAGAUGGAUCGG